AUGGAAAUUAUUGCUGUUCAUAUCUAUCUAUCUAUCUAUCUAUCUAUCUAUCUAUCUAUCUAUCUAUCUAUCUAUCUAUUUCAGUUUAGGCACAAGCAUUCAUAUAUAUCUGUCUCUUUUCAUAUCUAUCUAUCUAUUUAUCUACCUAUAUCUUUUUCAUAUCUAUCUAGUUUCAUAUUUAUGUCUUUUCAUGCCUAUAUUCUACCUCUUUUCAUAUCUAUCUAUUUAUCUCCCUAUCUUUUUCAUAUCUAUCUAGUUUCAUAUUUAUCUCUUUUCAUACCUAUAUUCUACCUCUUUUCAUAUCUAUCUAUUUAUCUCCCUAUCUCUUUUUUUUUAUAUCUAUCUAGUUUCAUAUUUAUCUCUUUUCAUACCUAUAUUCUACCUCUUUUCUUAUCUAUCUAUUUAUCUCCCUAUCUUUUUCAUAUCUAUCUAGUUUCAUAUUUAUCUCUUUUCAUACCUAUAUUCUACCUCUUUUCAUAUCUAUCUAUUUAUCUCCCUAUCUUUUUCAUAUCUAUCUAUUUCAUAUUUAUCUCUUUUCAUACCUAUAUUCUACCUCUUUUCAUAUCUAUCUAUUUAUCUCCCUGUCUCUCUUUUUCAUAUCUAUCUAGUUUCAUAUUCAUCUCUUUUCAUACCUAUAUUCUACCUCUUUUCAUAUCUAUCUAUUUAUCUCCCUAUCUUUUUCAUAUCUAUCUAUUUCAUAUUUAUCUCUUUUCAUACCUAUAUUCUACCUCUUUUCAUAUCUAUCUAUUUAUCUCCCUAUCUUUUCAUAUCUAUCUAUUUCAUAUUUAUCUCUUUUCAUACCUAUAUUCUACCUCUUUUCUUAUCUAUCUAUUUAUCUCCCUAUCUUUUCAUAUCUAUCUAGUUUCAUAUUUAUCUCUUUUCAUACCUAUAUUCUACCUCUUUUCAUAUCUAUCUAUUUAUCUCCCUAUCUCUUUUUCAUAUCUAUCUAGUUUCAUAUUUAUCUCUUUUUCAUACCUAUAUUCUACCUCUUUUUCAUAUCUAUCUAUUUAUCUCCCUAUCUCUCUUUUUCAUAUCUAUCUAGUUUCAUAUUUAUCUCUUUUCAUACCUAUAUUCUACCUCUUUUCAUAUCUAUCUAUUUAUCUCCCUAUCUUUUUCAUAUCUAUCUAUUUCAUAUUUAUCUCAUUUCAUACCUAUAUUCGACCUCUUUUUCAUUUCUAUUUAUCUCCCAUCUCUCUUUUCAUCUAUCUAGUUUCAUAUUUAUCUCUUUUCAUACCUAUAUUCUACCUCUUUUCAUAUCUAUCUAUUUAUCUCCCUAUCUUUUUCAUAUCUAUCUAUUUCAUAUUUAUCUCUUUUCAUACCUAUAUUCUACCUCUUUUCAUAUCUAUCUAUUUAUCUCCCUAUCUUUUUCAUAUCUAUCUAGUUUCAUAUUUAUCUCAUUUCAUACCUAUAUUCUACCUCUUUUCAUAUCUAUCUAUUUAUCUCCCUAUCUCUAUUUUUCAUAUCUAUCUAUUUCAUAUUUAUCUCUUUUCAUACCUAUAUUCUACCUCUUUUCAUAUCUAUUUAUCUCCCUGUCUCUUUUUUUCAUAUCUAUCUAGUUUCAUAUUUAUCUCAUUUCAUACCUAUAUUCGACCUCUUUUCAUUUCUAUUUAUCUCCCUAUCUCUCUUUUUCAUAUCUAUCUAGUUUCAUAUUUAUCUCUUUUCAUACCUAUAUUCUACCUCUUUUCAUAUCUAUCUAUUUAUCUCCCUAUCUUUUUCAUAUCUAUCUAUUUCAUAUUUAUCUCUUUUCAUACCUAUAUUCGACCUCUUUUCAUAUCUAUCUAUUUAUCUCCCUAUCUCUCUUUUUCAUAUCUAUCUAGUUUCAUAUUUAUCUCAUUUCAUACCUAUAUUCUACCUCUUUUCAUAUCUAUCUAUUUAUCUCCCUAUCUCUCUUUUUCAUAUCUAUCUAGUUUCAUAUUUAUCUCUUUUCAUACCUAUAUUCUACCUCUUUUCAUAUCUAUCUAUUUAUCUCCCUAUCUUUUUCAUAUCUAUCUAGUUUCAUAUUUAUCUCUUUUCAUACCUAUAUUCUACCUCUUUUCAUAUCUAUUUAUCUCCCUAUCUCUCUUUUUCAUAUCUAUCUAUUUCAUAUUUAUCUCAUUUCAUACCUAUAUUCGACCUCUUUUCAUAUCUAUCUAUUUAUCUCCCUAUCUAUCUUUUUCAUAUCUAUCUAGUUUCAUAUUUAUGUCUUUUCAUGCCUAUAUUCUACCUCUUUUCAUAUCUAUCUAUUUAUCUCCCUAUCUUUUUCAUAUCUAUCUAGUUUCAUAUUUAUCUCUUUUCAUACCUAUAUUCUACCUCUUUUCAUAUCUAUCUAUUUAUCUCCCUAUCUCUCUUUUUCAUAUCUAUCUAGUUUCAUAUUUAUCUCUUUUCAUACCUAUAUUCUACCUCUUUUCUUAUCUAUCUAUUUAUCUCCCUAUCUUUUUCAUAUCUAUCUAUUUCAUAUUUAUCUCUUUUCAUACCUAUAUUCGACCUCUUUUCAUAUCUAUCUAUCUCCCUAUCUCUCUUUUUCAAAUCUUUCUAGUUUCAUAUUUAUCUCUUUUCAUACCUAUAUUCUACCUCUUUUCAUAUCUAUCUAUUUAUCUCCCUGUCUCUCUUUUUCAUAUCUAUCUAUUUCAUAUUUAUCUCUUUUCAUACCUAUAUUCGACCUCUUUUCAUAUCUAUUUAUCUCCCUAUCUAUCUUUUUCAUAUCUAUCUAGUUUCAUAUUUAUCUCUUUUCAUACCUAUAUUCUACCUCUUUUCAUAUCUAUCUAUUUAUCUCCCUAUCUUUUUCAUAUCUAUCUAGUUUCAUAUUUAUCUCUUUUCAUACUUAUAUUCUACCUCUUUUCAUAUCUAUCUAUUUAUCUCCCUGUCUCUCUUUUUCAUAUCUAUUUAUCUCCCUAUCUCUCUUUUUCAUAUCUAUCUAGUUUCAUAUUUAUCUCUUUUCAUACCUAUAUUCUACCUCUUUUCAUUUCUAUUUAUCUCCCUAUCUCUCUUUUUCAUAUCUAUCUAGUUUCAUAUUUAUCUCUUUUCAUACCUAUAUUCUACCUCUUUUCAUAUCUAUCUAUUUAUCUCCCUAUCUCUCUUUUUCAUAUCUAUCUAGUUUCAUAUUUAUCUCAUUUCAUACCUAUAUUCUACCUCUUUUCAUAUCUAUCUAUUUAUCUCCCUAUCUCUCUUUUUCAUAUCUAUCUAGUUUCAUAUUUAUCUCUUUUCUUACCUAUAUUCUACCUCUUUUUAUAUCUAUCUAUUUAUCUCCCUAUCUUUUUCAUAUCUAUCUAUUUCAUAUUUAUCUCUUUUCAUACCUAUAUUCUACCUCUUUUCAUAUCUAUCUAUUUAUCUCCCUAUCUUUUUCAUAUCUAUCUAGUUUCAUAUUUAUCUCAUUUCCUACCUAUAUUCUACCUCUUUUCAUAUCUAUCUAUUUAUCUCCCUAUCUCUCUUUUUCAUAUCUAUCUAGUUUCAUAUUUAUCUCUUUUCAUACCUAUAUUCUACCUCUUUUCAUAUCUAUUUAUCUCCCUAUCUCUCUUUUUCAUAUCUAUCUAG
This is a messenger RNA of Acanthosepion pharaonis, 3510 nucleotides long. Lineage: Eukaryota; Metazoa; Mollusca; Cephalopoda; Sepiida; Sepiidae. The record is from the annotation of a GenBank genome assembly.